This is a messenger RNA of Saccostrea echinata, 1950 nucleotides long. Its product is annotated as heat shock 70 kDa protein 12A-like. Gene Ontology annotation, molecular function: ATP-dependent protein folding chaperone; ATP binding. NCBI's taxonomy places the organism in Eukaryota, Metazoa, Mollusca, Bivalvia, Ostreida, Ostreidae. The transcript has 7 exons. Bases 1 to 1950 code for a protein of 649 amino acids. The record is from RefSeq and is a predicted model, not a curated record.
AUGGCCAGAAAAGCUUUUGAGGAAAAGGAUUUUGUGGAGCUAUUGAAAAAGAUUAAUCCAUCUUCUACCUGUGAAUUAGUUGGAUAUCGAGCUGUGACAGUGAAAUCUAGGAUCAUUGAGAUGGGAAACUGUUGCUUCAGAAACAGACAACAAUUGCUUGAAAGUCUUGGUGCCAACCGUCACGAUUAUGAUGAAAUCCAAGAAAGAACACGUCUGGACAAUUAUUCUGUAGUGGCUGCUAUAGACUUUGGUACAACAUACAGCGGGUAUGCCUAUGCAAUGAACAGUACAGAACUCAAAAUACAAAUACCAUUGUGGUCUGGCAGUGACACAAUGACAAACAGAGCACCUACAGCAGUUUUGUUUGGACCAGAUCGUUCAUUCCUCAAGUUUGGAAACGAGGCCAUAGCGUACAUGCAAGAUAACCCAAAUAAAGAAGAUCUCGAAAAGUUUUAUUUCUUUCAAGACUUCAAAAUGCUUCUGUAUCAAACAGAGGAUUUAUCAUUGCAAACAAAUAUUCCAGAUAGUACGGGUCGAAAAUGUCUAUCUGCUAUCGUAGUUUUCUCCAGUGUAAUUGAAUUCUUCUCAAAAGAUCUGAUUUCAAAAAUGGCCUACCAUUUUGGUGCACAAUCAUUUAAGAAUAGUGAAAUAUUUUGGGUGUUAACUGUACCAGCCAUUUGGAGUCUAAGAGCCAAAUACUUUAUGCGAGAGGCUGCUGCAAAGGCUGGUAUUCCCGUCAGUCAAUUGUCAAUAGCACUAGAAGCAGAAGCAGCCAGUGUGUUAUGUCGCAAAACUGAUGUGUUCGUUUCAUCAAAUGACGGAAUUGGAGGUUUAAGGAAAAGUCUAUGUUCCAUCCCAGACAAUUCAACAUAUCUAGUUGUAGAUAUGGGAGGUGGUACAGUAGACAUAACUCUGCAUCAGGUCCUUCAAGGAGGAGGACUUCGUGAACUUUACAAAGCCAGCGGUGGAGACUAUGGAGGAAACCAGGUCAAUAAAAGAUAUCUGGAAUUUCUUGAGAAGUUAUUUGGAAAAGAUGUUUUAGAUAUGGUAAAAGAAAAACAUCCAUCGAGUUGGGUUGAAAUUCUUAAUAAUUUUGAACGCAAAAAGAAAGCCACUCCAAAUCUUGAUGACAAAGAUAAGGUUGUUAUCGGUUUUCCUAUUUCAUUUGUUGAACAAUACAAGACAUUGAAGGAUCAUGACUUUCAGGAAAGAAUAAAACCUCUCUGCUAUGGAGAGGACGUUGAAAUCAAAAAAGAUAAAUUGUACAUGAAAGGGAAAGUUUUUAAGUCCUUUUUCGAAGUAUCUCUAGGGAAAAUCAAAAAAUGUAUUGAAACAAUUUUAGAACAUGGAGGCAGUACAGAUACAAUACUGUUUGUUGGAGGAUUUGCCGAAUCACCCUAUCUUAUCCAUAUGCUCAGGACGCAUUUCAGUAAAUCAAAGAUCCUUGUGCCAGAGGACCCAUCUCUCGCUGUCUUGAAAGGAGCUGUGUGGUUCGGAUUCUAUCCAACAAUAAUUCGAUCAAGAAUUUGUCAAUACACUUACGGCUUCGCCAAACAAAGACCGUUUAUUGAUGGCAAAGAUAAUAUUGAAAAGAGAAGAAAAUACGGUAAUCGAUUUUACAUAGAUGAUGUCUUUGAUAAACAUGUCGAAAUAGGGGAGAUGCUAGAAAUCGGAAAAUUUCAAAAACCUAAAGAGUAUCAUCCACUAAAACAAGACCAAGUUGUAAUAAUGCUAGAGCUUUAUGCUUCCACGGAUAAAGAUCCAGACUAUGUCUGCGACCCAACAUGCCACUUAGUUGGUGUAAUGGAGAUUGAAGUGAAACCAAGAAAUCCUGGAGAGGAUGGUACGGUAUCAGUUCGCGUCAACUUUAGUGGAACAGAACUUGAGAUAGAAGCACGUGAAAAGAGGACUGGAAAUAUUACCCGAGCAACGGCCAAUUUCUUUGGAUAG